Fomitiporia mediterranea MF3/22 is the source of this 528-nucleotide messenger RNA. RefSeq lists its product as uncharacterized. NCBI's taxonomy places the organism in Eukaryota, Fungi, Basidiomycota, Agaricomycetes, Hymenochaetales, Hymenochaetaceae. Bases 1 to 528 code for a protein of 175 amino acids. The record is from RefSeq and is a predicted model, not a curated record. Gene Ontology annotation, cellular component: plasma membrane. The transcript is spliced from 4 exons. Gene Ontology annotation, biological process: protein phosphorylation.
AUGAGCUCAGAUCAGCAAACUAAUUGGCGCUUGCACAACGAGGUUGACCAAAUACUUGCUGAUCUUCAGUAUCUCAACAUGACUGGCUUGGUACAAUAUGAUUCCCAGCGCCCGGUUGCACAAGGUGGAUAUGGCAACAUAUACAGAGGUCAUUACCUCCUGCCAGACAGUACACUAUACCCUGUUACUAUUAAAUGCUUGAGAGUAUACAUGGAUGGUGGCCGAGAUGUUGUACGCGUCUUCAAGCGCAAAAUUAGGCCAUGGAGUAGAUUGGCCCACUGCAAUAUCCUCCCGUUGGCAGGGUACAUGCUUGAAGAGGCCAGCAAUGGAUCACCUCGCUUACCUUCAUUAGUUUCAUCCUGGAUGGAUAAUGGAAAUGCUCGUAGUAUGGCGGAAGGUCUUGCGUAUCUUCACGCAAACAAUAUUGUACACUCGGAUUUCAAAUCCGCAAUGUUCUCAUUUCUCCAGGUCAUGAGGCACUCGUUAGCGAUUUCGGAGCCGCUCACGUCUUCCACGAAGCCCAGAUGA